This is a messenger RNA of Impatiens glandulifera, 1592 nucleotides long. Its product is annotated as cytochrome P450 76T24-like. The transcript is spliced from 5 exons. The coding region runs from base 1 to 1566 and encodes 521 amino acids. Lineage: Eukaryota; Viridiplantae; Streptophyta; Magnoliopsida; Ericales; Balsaminaceae. Gene Ontology annotation, molecular function: iron ion binding; heme binding; monooxygenase activity. The record is from RefSeq and is a predicted model, not a curated record.
AUGGAUGAAGGAUUUUCUUUCAAAGGCAUUACUCAGGCAGUCCAACGAGUUACGAUCAAACUAGUUUCAAACACGAAUCAAUUGAAAGGAAAGAUGGAUAUUAUUCAUUUGGUUCUUUUCUCUGUACUCUUUAUCUUAGAAGAAGUAAGCUUCCCCCAGGUCCUCUUGGUCUGCCAAUCUUUGGAAAUCUCUUUCAGCUUGGGCCGAAGCUCCAUGCAUGUGUCGUUUACAAGACUAGCCAAAAAGUACGGACCAAUAAUGUCCCUACGGCUCGGUUCUGUUACAUCGGUGGUUGUUUCUUCCCCGGAGAUUGCCAGAGAGAUUUUACAGAAGCAUGACGAGGUUUUCUGUGACAGGGCAAUACCAGACGCUGCAAAGGGCCAAGCUAAUUUCCACAUCUCCAUGGUAUGGCUUCCUGCCGGCAAUAGGUGGCGGAUGCUCCGGCAAGCAAUACACAAUCACUUAACACACAAACAUAAGUUGGACUCUUUAGUGGACUUGCGGCAUAAGGCUGCAAGAGAGCUGGUGGAACACGUGAAGAAUGGAGAGAUGUCUGCUGUGGCUAUCGGAAACUUGGCUUUUGCCACUGCUCUUAACCAGAUGUCAAAUGUUUGCUUCUCGCAGAAUGUUGGGGAGUAUGAAUCCAAGGAGAUUCAGGGGUUUAUGAAGGCCGUGAAGACAAUUAUGCAUGUAGGGGGGAAGUUUAACAUAUCCGACUUGUUUCCUUGGCUCACGCCAUUGGAUCCUCAAGGCAUUAGGGGGAAGACCAAAGAAGCUUAUGAUUGGCUUGAGGCAAGGGAUGAUGUCUUUCUCAAUCAGAGGAGGGAUCAGAUUCGUAAUUCAAACAUUUCUUCUUCUUCUUCUAUACAUGACCAUGAUGAUCUUUUGCAUUCAUUUAUGGACUGUGGGCUUAAAGAUCCGGAUUUUAAUACUCAACAACUCAAAGUCUUACUUAUUGAGCUAAUGGUAGCUGGAUCUGAUUCAACAUCAAUCACUGCAGAAUGGGUAAUGGCAAAACUUCUUUUGAAUCCAGACAUAAUGAAAAAACUUCGCCAAGAGAUAACCGAGAUUGUGGGUACAAAGGGGAAGAUAGAAGAAAUAGACAUCCUUAAUCUACCAUACUUAGAAGCUGUAAUUAAGGAAACAAUGAGGCUUAGGCUAGCAGUUCCAUUGCUAAUGCCUUACAAGUCCAAGGAAGAAGUUGAAGUUAAUGGAUAUGUGAUCCCAAGGAACACACAAACAUUCAUAAAUGCAUGGGCUAUUGCUAGAGAUCCAAGCUACUGGGAAGUCCCUGAGAAGUUCAUACCGGAGAGAUUUCUCAAUUCAACAGUGGAUUUUAAAGGGCAACAUUUUUGUUUCAUUCCAUUUGGUGCUGGUCGUAGAAUAUGCCCAGGGAUGCCCGUGGCUCAUCGCAUGGUGAGUCUUAUAGUUGCUUCAUUGGUUUAUCACUUCGAUUGGAAGCUUCCAAGAGAUACCACAAUAGAUAGCCUAGACAUGGAUGAUCUCUUUGGCAUCACACUUCCAAAGGUCACACCUUUGCUUGCAGUGCCUACUUCUAUUAAUUAAACAAUAAUGAGAUUGAUUAGUUAAGU